Messenger RNA from Paramormyrops kingsleyae, 1389 nucleotides. RefSeq lists its product as uncharacterized. Gene Ontology annotation, biological process: DNA integration. The record is from RefSeq and is a predicted model, not a curated record. NCBI's taxonomy places the organism in Eukaryota, Metazoa, Chordata, Actinopteri, Osteoglossiformes, Mormyridae. Gene Ontology annotation, molecular function: nucleic acid binding.
AUGUGGUUCAAUACAGUCAAUUGGUUGUGAUUGGCACAAAACACUGCAGUAGGUUUUACGAACCAAUCAUGUACCAGUCCUCAGGGUGAGAGUGGGACAUGCCCAUAAUUGGCAAGUGGUGGUUGAUUGAGUGAUACUGUUGAGUGAUGACUGUUUUUGAAUCCAGUAACGUUAACUUAUAAUGGCAACCCCGACCUCAACCGUGUGGAAAUAUUUCAACCAGACCGAAGACAAAACUAAAGUUCGUUGUGACAUUUGUAAACGUUGUUUAAAAUUCAACAGUUCAACGUCGUGCAUGUGGAAACACUUGAAAGCGUUUCAUCGAACAGAACUCGCAAGUCUUCAACGGCCAAGCACCACUGCCAGUCAAGAUGAGAUGGAUGAGGAUGGAGACCAUGUCGAGGAGUAUUCAUUGGGCCAGAGGGCGACUAAUUGAAUCACAGGUGGCCGAUGAAAUGCUUAGUCUUAUAAGCGAGUUCAUUCAGGAAGCCAACAACCACCACCAACAACCUGUUCUUCAUAGUUUCACUGCACCUCGGAUGGCAGGAAGGACUGGGAGACCGGCAUACCAAAUAACCCAAGAGCAGUUGCAGAUGUUGUUGUCAUUUAACUUUGCUGGAAAACAUAUUGCAGAGAUCUUGGGUGUGUCAAGAUGCACAGUGAAGCGUCGGUUAAGACAGUAUAAUCUGUCAUUUAGAGGUUGCUACACCACCAUCACUGAUGACGCCCUGGACAACUGUGUGCUGGAGGUCCUCUCUGCCAAUGAUGAAAUUGGAGCAGAGGCUGUCAGGGCACGGCUUGUGGGCGAGGGCAUCAUAGUCCAGAGAUGGCGUGUGCGACAAAGUCUCAUCAGGACCAAUCCUGAAGGUGUUGCUCUUCGGACUAUGUCCCACAGGCUUCAGAGGAGAACAUAUCAAGUGGCCGGGCCAAAUUCACUAUGGCACCUUGAUGGCAACCACAAGCUCAUUAAAUGGAGGAUUGUGAUCCAUGGAGGAAUUGAUGGCUUCAGCAGACUUGUGGUAUUCCUUCAAGGUUCUGACAACAACAGAAGUGAAACUGUAAUGGAGUUGUUUGUUGAGGCUAUCAGCCACUAUGGUGUCCCAUCCAGAGUCAGAUGUGAUCAUGGAGGGGAAAACAAUGCUGUUUGUCUCUUUAUGGAUGUCUUCCGAGGCUCAAACCGGGGAAGUGCUAUAAGAGGAAGAAGCACGCAUAACCAACGCAUUGAGAGACUGUGGGGUGAUGUCUGGAAAGGAGUUACAAAUGUCUACCAUUAGGCCUGUCACGAUAACAAAUUUUGCUGGACGAUAAAUUGUCCAAGAAAUUAUCGCGAUAAACGAUAAUAUUGUCGAUCUGAGACCAUUUUCAUCUAGAAUAAUGAUAAUGGCAUAA